GCAUGUGAUGAAUCUCAUAUAGGUCAGUGGGACUUAUUAAUGGGAGCCGAAAUAGUCAUUUCACCAGGUUGUAAUGUUUGUUUUCAACAACGCUCUGCUAUGUAUAUUUAUUAGUGUUCAGACGUCCGAGGUUUUGAGCAGAGCGUGAAUGCAGCAGGAGCGUGUGUGUAAGCAGGGUAGAGGAAGUGGCGGCUGAUCGGGGUCCGCACCUUUUCCGGUUCCACCGCUGAGACUGAACGGCUGACACUGAGGAAAAGGCACGCUGAGCCGGAGGAGCGGAGAGGGAGCGGGGCGUGAUCUCCACAGGACACAGGGAGGAGAAAGUCGGGGGGAAUCAAUGAGCUUCGAAGCGGUACUCCUCUGGAUGUCCCGCCACAGAACCGGAACAGGCGGGUUCUAAUCCCUGGAGUGUCUUUUUUUUAUUAUUCAUUCUUUCCUGGUGACGAAAAAAGAGCGCGUGAAAUUUCUCGAGGGACAGAAGCCAAGGCCAAGUGUGGCAGUCAACGGUUGAGGAGGAAGUCUAAAGCCUGGGUCUGGGACUGGGCCUGGUUCAUGAGGUCCGCCUCUAGAGUUCACCCAACCAGUUACAUAAAAGUGGGUUUGGUGAUAGAACCAGCCUGUCUCAGGUGGGAGGUUAAGUUUCCACCCCAAAAAAGUGAAAAUGGUUUGAAAGGAGCCAGCGGAUCAUGAACGUACCUCCCUGCCCUGACCUCCAUCAGCAACCGGUUCUGUCCAAACGGACCUUUUCCUGUGAAUUCUGACUCCUGUGCAUCCACGCAGCCAAACUGCUGCUCCCCAUUCACCAGAGUCUGAAAGUAUUUAUGCAGAGCCAGCAAGAUGGGGAAGAUGCUUUCCAAGAUCUUCGGCAACAAGGAGAUGAGAAUACUGAUGCUCGGACUUGACGCCGCCGGCAAGACGACCAUCCUGUACAAGCUCAAACUGGGCCAGUCGGUCACCACCAUCCCCACCGUUGGCUUCAACGUGGAAACCGUCACCUACAAGAACGUCAAGUUCAACGUGUGGGACGUGGGCGGGCAGGACAAGAUCCGCCCCCUGUGGAGACACUACUACACCGGCACGCAGGGCCUCAUCUUUGUGGUGGACUGCGCCGACCGGGACCGGAUCGACGAGGCCCGGCAGGAGCUCCACCGCAUCAUCAACGACCGGGAGAUGCGGGACGCCAUCAUCCUGAUCUUCGCCAACAAACAGGACCUGCCGGACGCCAUGAAACCCCACGAGAUCCAGGAGAAGCUGGGUCUGACCCGCAUCCGCGAUAGGAAUUGGUACGUUCAGCCCUCGUGUGCGACGACGGGAGACGGACUGUACGAAGGUCUCACCUGGCUCACGUCAAACUACAAAUCCUAAUGUUUCCUCAACUCACCAGCGUGUACACAGGAAGUAGCUGAAAAAAGUGUUACGAAAUGCAAUUUUAAGCCAUGAGAACUUUCAUUUCUGUAGCAACUCUUCCUUUUUUUUUUUUUUUUGAUAAUCACUUCAUUUUUAACUCCAGAUUUCAACCUAUUCUAUGUAGUUUUUCUUUUGUUUUGUAUAAUCAGCACUGUUGAAGUAUCCAUUAAGCUUUGGUUUGAGGUAUACUGUCAAAUCUUUUCUUUUGGGGCGUUUUUCUUCUUGUUGACGCCACAUUUGCAACUUCUACGUUCCAUUAAAUUCUUUAAAUAAUAAUAAUAAUAAAAAAACAGCUACUAAUCCAAAGGAUGGACAAUUGACGGCAUGUUUUGUGGACUUAAGAAAGACGUGUGAUCUAGGCGGGAUGGAGGACCUUGGACCUUAAAGCUGGAUCGAUGAGGAGAUCUGGUAGUUCUGGUGCUUUGAUCUGUAAAGUCUCACUGUGACGAGUAUUUAAGCUGUUUGGGGUUUGGAACCUGUUGCUUCCAUCGUCAUUCCUGUAUUUUUUUCCCCUCAUUUUGGGACGUUCUUUUAUCUUUUCCAGUUGAGGGGCUUAAACCCUAUACUCUUGUUAUAACACUUCAUACACCGCUUGUUAUCUCUUAUUUUUCCUCUUUUUUUACCUUUUGCUUUGCUGUUGAUUAUAAUAAAAGAAAUGUAUCCAGA
Messenger RNA from Oryzias melastigma (Indian medaka), 2073 nucleotides. It is a transcript of the gene arf6a, whose product is annotated as ADP-ribosylation factor 6a. The record is from RefSeq and is a predicted model, not a curated record. Lineage: Eukaryota; Metazoa; Chordata; Actinopteri; Beloniformes; Adrianichthyidae. The transcript has 2 exons. The coding region runs from base 838 to 1365 and encodes 175 amino acids. Gene Ontology annotation, biological process: intracellular protein transport; vesicle-mediated transport. Gene Ontology annotation, cellular component: cytoplasm. Gene Ontology annotation, molecular function: GTPase activity; GTP binding.